AGUGAGUCACGUUAAUUUCUAUACCAACCGGGUCUCCUUCCAGUAUCGGCUAGUGGUGGCCAUAAGCUGAACUUUUCGAAUUAUACAAAGCCUAUCGAAACAUUUCGGAAACGAGCUAUAUUUUGUGUAGCGGUACGGAGUGCUAUUCAUAAUCAGGCAGUGCGUGUGUAUUGUGAGCGAUAGAGUCGGUAAACGCACGCAUACCAGGGUCGUGUUCAGGCGGCGGCCAUUUUGGAAACACGGUGAGUUCAGCCUACGAUUACAGAUAUAUAAUAACUGUCUCUGUUUGUGAGCCAGUCCAUAUUAUACAUUAGCUGACACUUUCGCUGGGAACAAGACACCGGGAACAAUGGCCGACGAACGACACCGCUUAGUGCACAUGGCAAAAGUUACGGAACAAGGCGAGAGGUACAAGGAUAUGGCAGAGUACAUGAAAACUCUCGCCAUGAAUUUGCCUCUUGAUUUCCCGGACACGACUGAGGAGUACAGGGCAGCUAAGGAAAAUGGUAUUCCAACGAGCAUCUUGCUUGACGACGAACGAAAUCUUCUGUCCGUCGCAUACAAAAACAUCGUCGGUUCACGUCGAAAUGCAUGGCGGGUCAUUGAAUCCUCUGAAAACGGUCAGCAAUGCAAACUGGAUAAUGGACAGGAGGACGAGGCGAUACACUGGAAAUUAUCAAUCUGUCAGAAGUACAAAAAGACAGUAGCGGAUGAACUGAAUGGAAUAUGUGAUGAGGUCACUAAAUUGUUAGAUGAUCACCUAAUUAAGAACGCUGACGCAGGGGGUCCCGAAUCCAAGGUCUUCUAUAUGAAAAUGAAGGGAGACUACUUUCGCUACAAAGUUGAGGUUGCUUCCGCAGAAAAUCGUGAAAUAUUUUCGCGACAAUCGGAGGAAGCUUAUGAGCUCGCAUGGAACACGGCAACCACUGAACUGAAGCCAACGCAUCCGAUCAGGUUAGGAUUGGCAUUAAACUUCUCAGUAUUUUACUAUGAAAUUAGAAAUGAACCAAAAAAGGCACAAGCGUUGGCUAAGGAUGCAUUUGACAUGGGCAUCAAAGACAUAGGCGACACAGAGGAGCAAUCCAAUACGUACAAAGAUAGCACGCUUAUCAUGCAACUGCUCAGAGACAACCUAGCACUGUGGACAAGCGAGUCGGCCGAUAACGACGAACAGAACCUUGAUCUACAAGAUGAGAACUGAAAUACAGGAUGCCACUAUUGACUUGUUAUUUAAAUAAUUUUGUCAUCAAAGAACAGAGUGAAGAAAAAGAAGAAAACCUGCAAAAGGAUUGUGUUAUUCUUAUUUAUCACAUUAAUAUUUGGAUACAGAAUGGAAAAGCAACACUGUAGGAAUGAGAUGUUUAAAGCUUGGUUCGAACAACGGACUGAUGUUUGAAUGUGCAAAUUGUCUUUUGAAAAUGGUUGUUAUUCUAUGGACAAGCUACCACAGAUGACGUCAAUUGACCCUUCCAUGAAUUUUAUCAACCCAACAAGAACUCUAAACUGCAUUGCGCAUUUUUGCAUUAAAUGCUAUUGUUAAAUUCAUAUACCUGUGUGCACUAAUUUUCUGCUGAUAUAAAUUUUUGAUGACAUUGUUGAUGGACUAUUUCGAUUGUUAGUGCUUGGAUCUAAAGUAUGAAGAGAAAUCUUGUGUGUGUUAUUUGACCUCGUAGUGUCAAGGUCACUGUCGAAGCGAUCUUGAAUUAAGAGUGCUAUCUUAGAUGGAAAAGAACUUUUUGCACAGCCACAUGGAAUGAUAUAUGUGACAUUUGUGACCGACUACGAAUCAUUAAAGCAAAUUAUAGAAAUAAUUGGAAGUAUUUAUGGAAAGAAAAUAAUAAAUAUUAAUUCAUUCACAAGGAAAUGGUUAAAGCCUGAAACUCUGUGCUAAAUAACAAUAAGGUCAUGAAUUAAUGUGGAAGGUAUUUUAGAAAUACUAUCAAUUACGAGAAUAAUAUUGGAACAGCUUCAACCUAUCAGUUGUGGUCCUGUAACACACUUAUAUGUAAUUAAGAUCCUGAAACAAUAUUGAAAAGUUCGUUAUUUUGAUGAGUGAACAUUCAACACGGGAUAAAAAGUGAAAUUUAAGUACAGCUGUACUAGUAAGAUAAUCAUGUCUUUUACCUGAUAUAUUUAGGUCAGAGUUCAAAUGCAUAUAUAAUUGUGAUAAUCAUAUAUACAUGUGACAAUGUUUUGGUGAUUUGUUUUUGUUGUUACACGACUGCCCUUACCUAUAGAUAGACUAAAUACUAUUUUAUUAGACUAAUAUUUUUCUGUAUUUUUUUUUUAAGUUAUGGACCAAUAUAAUUUGAUUUUUAAUGACAUGGUGAAAAGACUAAAAGCUUAUUCAUGGUACACAAGUACUUGAUAUGGAUAAAUGUUUCAGCAAUAUGCAUGUGAAAGUACAGUGGAAAAUAUAUAAGUACUAUAGUAGUGACAGUUUUCUGUUUAACUUGUGGUACCCUGCACCGCACUAGAGAUUAAGUACUGCAAGUAUAUUAUACAUUUAUCAUUAUUAAUGUAUCAUUUUUUGUCAUUAAAUUCGAGAAAUCUGU
This is a messenger RNA of Mizuhopecten yessoensis (Yesso scallop), 2555 nucleotides long. RefSeq names its product 14-3-3-like protein. Gene Ontology annotation, cellular component: cytoplasm. The record is from RefSeq and is a predicted model, not a curated record. Lineage: Eukaryota; Metazoa; Mollusca; Bivalvia; Pectinida; Pectinidae. Gene Ontology annotation, biological process: signal transduction. The coding region runs from base 350 to 1201 and encodes 283 amino acids. The transcript has a single exon.